AGCCCAAUGGAGUCUUUUGAAGGACCUAGUCAGGUUAACAGGGCUAACUUAUUACAAGUCCCCACUGGAAAUGAUUUCUCUUCAGAGGAUGAAGAUGCUAACGCUGACGUUAAACUUCGUUUCUCCCCACGUCCCCGAAGACGAAAUUCUUCAGCUUCAGAGGAAGAGGAGGCAGAGACUCCCACCAACAUCUCAAGAAAAGUUUCAUUUGCUGAUGCAUUUGGGUUUGAUCUUGUGUCUGUUAAAGAGUUCAAUAUCUGGGAAUUUCCUAAUACAGGAGAAGAAAAUUAUGUAGAAGAUGAAGUUUUCCCUCAGGAUGAAUAUUUUUUGUCCCCACAGUUUACAUUACCUGCUUCUCAAGAAGAAGUUUUACAAAAAGUGCGAGAGCAGAAAGUAAUGUUGGAGUCAGUCGUGCUGCUGCCUGGGAUUGCCUGUAUGAACGGCAUUAUACGAGUCCUGAAUGUAUCCUUUGAAAAACAGGUGUAUGUUCGAAUGACACUGAAUAACUGGCUCAGUUAUUAUGACAUCCUCGCAGACUUCAUGCCUAAUGCUUGUGGUGGUGAAACGGAUCAGUUUUGCUUUAAGAUUUCUUUGGCGCCUCCUUUCCUGAAAGAUGGAAUUAAGGUGGAAUUCUGUAUACGCUACGAGACAUCAGUUGGUACCUUCUGGGCAAACAAUGAUGACAAAAAUUACACACUAAUUUGUCACAAGAAAGAAACUGUUACCAAGGUGGAUAAUAAACCCCAGAAAGAGGUUACAGAUAAGUGUCUUAAAGGAUGCUUAAAGACAACACAAAGCAGAAAAGAAGAAAUAUUGCCAAUGUCUGAUGAUGGCACAUGGAAUAACUCAAGGACUUCAGACACAAACAUCCCAGAGAUUGUUUAUUCACAAGCAGAAGACAAAGACACCAAACUAGCUAACGAAAAUAUAAAAGCAAAAAAUGCAGAAUACAACCAGGGUGAUCACAAAGAUGAUGAAAAAGAAUUAGAGUUGCUGUUAAAUCAGCACUUCACAGGAGCUAGAGGUACCUCUUCCAGAGAUGAAAGGAAUUUAUAUACAACAGACCCAAUUAAUUUUCCAAGUGAAACUGAAAGAUUGGUGGAAAAGCUAACCUGUAUAGAAAGAAGCAGUGACUUGCACCCUAUGCCUAUCAGUUCCUCAUCUGAAAACACUUCACAUGCGAUAGGAGAAGAAUUAAAAGAUAAAGCUAAGUAUUCUGUAAGACAUUAUAAUAAUCAGUUAUCAGGGAAGGAAGCCACUGCUGGCUCAGUAAACAGCUAUGAGAGGUCUUUGGAACAUACUGGUACCAGUGAAAGCCUUUUAUCGGCAAAACAUUUUCCUCUGACAAAGCAGAAUGAGGCUAUCAAUAUUAUGGCUACUGGCUCAAGCCGACAAGAAGAGAGGCACACAGAUAUUUCAAAAGGUGAAAUAGAUAGUGCCUCAGGAAGUAAGAUGAUGGAAAGGUUAUUCAUCAGUGAGGAUGCUGCUGAUACCUCAAAAGGGGCCUGUGAAAUGAGACCAGAAACCAUUUUACCAGAGCAAGAUGAAUCCAUGAAAUUAAAAGCAUGCAUGGCAAGGACACUGGAUGGCAAUGCUAAUCCAGCUCUGGAGCACCAGGCACCACAAAUGUCUCUCCAGACUUUGGAUUCAUUGUUGUCAGAUGCUGAUAAAAAUGAAGGAAAAAUCAAGAUGAUUGAAAGCAAAGUUCAGGUACAUUUAAGAGGAGAUUUAUAUGCUGGCACUUUUGCACAUGCUGGUGUCUCAACAGAUUCAACACAAAUAAAAGGAGUCGGUGAAAUGUCAGAAAAGAACACUGAUUUAGGGAAGCAGAAGAAAGUCAUUGAAGUAGCAGACUUGGCAUCAAUUGGUGAGGAGGAAGCUUCCAAGCCUUUCAAGCCAUACAGGAAACACAAUGCCAAAACCCUGAACACAGCACCUCUGCCAGCUGAGAACAACAAGCAGGCACCCAGGGCCACUGAGGUGGAUGAAAGGCGACCUGAGGACAAUCAGGAACACAGAGGAUUCAAAAGGUUAGAAGACAGAGAGAAGACAGACAGCACAACCUUCGCAGAGCAGAGGUGGCAAGAAACGGGGAGUGAGGCUCAGUGGAGAGUGAGGGGGAGCAUGGAACCUCGGACCGUGACUUCCACAAAGGAGUUGUUUACCUGCCAGGAGGCAGAGAGUUGUGAAAAGUCUUCUGUCUCUGAGCAGGGUAUUACAGAGAAAGCAGAGGCAGGUACAGCUUAUAUAAUUAAAACAAUAUCAGAAAGUGCUCCAGAAAAAAUGCCUGGCAGUGAAAAAGCAGUAAUUGCUAAGCUACCUCGAGAGACUGCACUAAGUGACAGGCCCACAGAGGAAAAGGAAACAGCGUUUGAUACACAUGAAGGGAGAAAUGAUGGUUCACAUUAUGCUCUUUGUCAACUCAACACAGUGGGUGUAUUAUAUGACACUGAAUUUGAAAAGAAAUCAGUUUUAGGUAUUUAUAAUGCAUGCGUACAUGAAACGCUGCAAGGAGAAACGAAGUCUGUAUGCAAUAGCAGGGAAAAAUGUGCCAAAGCACAAGCAGACAAUAUUCUACCUGUAGGAGAAGCAGUAAAAACUUCUGCUACAGGAAAUUUGCAGGAGGGUUUAUGUUCAGAAGUACCUAAAAGUCUCCUGGGCACUCAGAAACAUCUAUACCAUCAGAAAGCAGAAGAGCUCCACAGGGAAGAAAGCCAUGGUGAUACACUUUCCUGUUUAUGUUCUAAAGCUGAAACAAAAAUGCCACCUUCUGGUACAAAUCCUGUGCCUAGUUACCAUUAUAAAAUCUCUUCAGUGGCAUCUUCAGAAGGGCCCGGUGUGGAACGAGGCUCAGAGCACCUGUAUGGAUACUUUGAAUCCAAAGUCGUUGACAAGGCUGCUGCUGAGUCAGGGUUCAAUUUAAAUCUAACAAGUGAAAUUACAUGUAUUAACAAAAGCUUCUCUCCCGAAGUUGAAAAAGGAGAAGUACCCUCUGCUUCAGACACAGCAAUUUCUGGCGAAGGAAGAGGAAGGAAUAUAGGUCAAUUUUUCCAUCAAGCAGAGCUCCAACAAGAGAAGUUGUGGAGGCCAGAGGUUUUAAUUGAUAAGUCUACCAGAGAGAAUGGAGGAACAGACUCUCAUGCUGACCAUUUAAUAACUGAGGGGGAAACACAAAGCUGGCUUGAUGACUCACAGAAAGAAAGCCAGCAUGCUUCUGAUUCGGCAGAUAUUUCUAACCAGAAGAGUGAAGCACUUAAGUUACCUAGUGAGUCUCUAGGUUUAAAACAUAUUGCUUUCAAAAUAUUUUAUUUCUUCUUGUUUCUUCUAUUUGCUGCAACACUCUACCACUAUGAUUUGAUGGUCUGCCUUGCACUCUACCUGUUCUCAUUGUAUUGGCUAUACCAUGAAGGAAGAAGAAACAAGGAGUCUAUCAAGAAGGAAUAACAUUGACUGUCAACUGUGCUCAGGAUCCAUGGUCAAUAAUCUCCAAUUUCAACAAAGCAUUUUCAGUGUUAAAGAGUUUAUUCUUUGUUAGAACCAAAGCAAGAUUUUCACAGCAGCAUCUUUUAUUAAGAGAUUGCAUAUGAAGUUGAGCCUUCAUAUAAGUAAUUAAACUAUGCAGGACCAUUAUAUUUGGAUCAUUAAAUACCUAUAUGAGUAUGAGUUCUGAACCACGUCAAGUUAAAAUGAAGUACAGCUGUUGCUUCUUAGCAGGAUAUGAAGAAACAAUGCUUCAUGUCUCUGUAGUACUUAAACCCACCAUUUACUUGCUUUAAUUUCUUUUGCAUUAAAACUUGAUAUUUUUCCGGAAAUUUUUUUCCUAAGAUUCUGUGUGGUACAUAACAACACAAGAAGCAAUAUAAAACCGAAGU
Molecule: messenger RNA, 3872 nt
Organism: Sturnus vulgaris (Common starling)
Lineage: Eukaryota; Metazoa; Chordata; Aves; Passeriformes; Sturnidae
Gene: PPP1R3A
Product: protein phosphatase 1 regulatory subunit 3A
Biological process (GO): regulation of glycogen biosynthetic process
Cellular component (GO): protein phosphatase type 1 complex
Molecular function (GO): glycogen binding; protein phosphatase 1 binding
Source: RefSeq, a predicted model, not a curated record